Molecule: messenger RNA, 249 nt
Organism: Protopolystoma xenopodis
Lineage: Eukaryota; Metazoa; Platyhelminthes; Monogenea; Polystomatidea; Polystomatidae
Source: the annotation of a GenBank genome assembly
AUGUCAAAGUAUCUGUCACUGCAUUGGCUGUCCAGGAAACUCGGCGGCGGCCGAUUGCUUCGAGAAUCGCCACAAUGUGGGGCUGGUUUAAGCAGUACACCAGACUUUCUGGUACAGCAGAGUCUACGAUUCGCCGCUUGGCGCGUCCCAGCGACAAAAGACCGGCGGCAAGGCAGACGGCUUCAGGUGGUUGACAAACGACUCGUCAUCUUAAUCUUUCUCCAGCUUCACUGGACUUUUGCUCUUUGA